This is a messenger RNA of Orussus abietinus, 3373 nucleotides long. RefSeq lists its product as uncharacterized. NCBI's taxonomy places the organism in Eukaryota, Metazoa, Arthropoda, Insecta, Hymenoptera, Orussidae. Gene Ontology annotation, biological process: protein targeting to membrane; peptidyl-L-cysteine S-palmitoylation. The transcript has 2 exons. Gene Ontology annotation, cellular component: Golgi apparatus; endoplasmic reticulum. Bases 335 to 2110 code for a protein of 591 amino acids. The record is from RefSeq and is a predicted model, not a curated record. Gene Ontology annotation, molecular function: protein-cysteine S-palmitoyltransferase activity.
GAGGGUGGAAUCGAAUAAUUAUUUUAUGGAUUUCUCGAGGUCGGGGAACCAUGCGAUUGCGGGAUCGUUUAAGUUGGGCGACGCGUGGUAACCCGGGAGGCGAGAUCGAGUGAAUGGCACGUUAUGGUUGCCAUGCCAUUAUCGAUUCCGAGGGUGCAGGGCGUGGGUUCGCUGGCUAUAUCUGGCGCCGUGCGGCUUCUCUGAAUUAGUCUCGGUCGGACGUGUCAAACGUCGCCUGCCCGUGCCUCCGUCCACUGAUGAUCCCGAGGAGAAGCGGUUUUCGCACUGAUCGCCAAGAAAAACUGUGCUGGCGAUAUGUCAAGAGCCGGUCGUUAUGCGAAUCGCUACCGGCAAGAUUUCACGUUGCUGCUCUCUACAAGACACCCUUGUGCCACCGGAAAGGAGAAGUCACAGGAGGGUGCAUGGGCUCCAGCUGCCGCUACAUCCCCAACAAGUGGUCGGCUGGUUUGUCCUGUGUGGUGUUGCAGCAGGCACUUAUGCAGUGCUGAUACCAUUGCUCAGUCCAUGUCUUCGGAAGCCUUUGUCCUGCGUGGUAACAAUUAUCCUUGUGGUUCAUUUGGCGUCGCAUUUGACGGCGCUCCUGUUGGAUCCGGCAGAUCCACGAGUCAGAGCCCGACCAGCCGUGGAUAUCGUGCCAGAGUUCGAUCGUACCAAGCACACUCAUGUUAUCGAGAACGGCCGGUGUCACCUGUGUAAUAUAACGAUCGAUAGUAAGAGGACCAAACAUUGCUCGGUCUGCAACAAGUGCAUACCAGGCUUCGAUCACCAUUGCAAGUGGCUUAACAAUUGUGUGGGUCACAGGAAUUAUUCCGCUUUCUUGGCUUGUUUGAGUUCAGCAUCGAUUGCUGCGAUAAUAGUGGUCGGGAUAUCUAUUGCAGAACUUGCUGUAACAGGAAUACAGUCGGGAUCUGCGGCGACGUUUAAUGCUACGAUGGAAAAUAUUACUCUGCCAAUGAUACCACUGCCAGGUACUGGGUCACUGAUCGUGAUCUCGGUCUUGGGAGUGCUUUCUGCUAUUGCUGCAAUUUUACUGGUUCAUCUUUGCUUUUUCCAUGGGUACAUUGCUUGUUUGGGAUUGACGACAUAUGAAUAUGUGCGCAAAAAGAGAGAGAAAGAAACACUGAAUGCAGUGGCCAUCACUAGAGACGGUGCUGGUACUACCUGCUCGUCUUUUCAUAAAGACAAAGAUGAUCUACCUGUGCGAUAUCGUUUCUGCGAGUCUGCUCCCUCUGACGAGCAUACCAAAGUAGAAAUGAGAAAUGUCUACAUUUGCUCGACGCAUGGCAGACGAACCGAUGAAAACAAUAAAAAUGACGAGGGUGGGAGGGACAGAAGAAACUUUCGCUUAUAUUUUUCGUACGAAUCACGUGCCAACGAGACUUCUAUAGAGUUGUCAUCACAAACUAUUAUCGGAGAAGUUGAACACACACAUGAGACUGUGGAAUUUAAGCCAUCGACGCCAUCGCCAGUUUCUUGUUGCUUCUCUAUCGUUGGUCCAUCUUCCACGAGUAUCCAGGAUAAACAUGCUAAACGACGAAAACGGUGCACUGUGGAAGGAGAAAAUGAAAAGAGUACGGCAAAGUCAUGCAAUACAAUGAAGAGAAUACGGACAUUCCUUCGAUUGAGGCUAAGAAAAAAUGCGCGCCAGCGUUCAUUGGGCAUCGAUGCUAAUCGAGCUCGGAAAAACAAAGUAAACCCGACUACCAGUGAUGAGAGCAUAAAAGAUACUAAGGAUGAACCUUUGCAAUGCGUGUCAGUUGACACAACAGAAGAGUCUCUGGUGCGCCUCAAAGCUCCACCGAAGCUGCCACCUCUAUCUUUACCACCUCGGCAGCAUUCUAAACAAGUUGGUGAAGAAGGAUCCAACUCAUCAUAUCCUUUCCCUGGUUCUAUGGUUCCCAAACGUAGUCAACCACCACUGCGAGUAAGAAGAACCUCGUUUCGAAAACGACCCAGGUUUAAAGUUGGCUCUCACAUCACACAGUCUGCUCAGCUGUCUCCAAUUCCAGAAUCGGAGCUGUCUAAACCAGCCUCGCCACGUUCUCCGCCUCGGUUGAACCACUUUGCGUUUCCACCUUCGCAAGACUGAUGUACAGUAGCAAAGCAUGAGUCAGAUGUAGGCACUCGUAUUUUGUUCUGUUUCUUACUUACUCGUUUAGAUCGGCCACUGGACCAUACUCGGUUGCGUUAUAUUUUUCAUGGUGGUCCACACUUCGUAUACGUGAAUUAAUCUACAUGGUAUAGGAGUCGUUUAAUAUUUGUUCAACUUUAAACGUCGACUAUAAAUAUAGACACUAGUUAUCUUCGUACAGUAAACAAUUUAGUAGAUUGUUAUAAUUUAUUCAGCUACUUGUAUAAUUUAAGAGCAACAGUUGGAAAACGAAGCUUUAAGUGCACACCAUUGUCGAGAGUACUUUAUAAAUGUCAAUAAUUCCAUGGCAUGUUUUUCUAUAAUUUAUAUUUUUAAAAAGUGUUCUUCUUAUGGUGCAGAGGAAUAUGAAUGGCUGAUUCAAUGGUUUCUGUUUCAUUAGACAGAAAUGCUUUGUUGAAUAUUCCAAGGUGCUACAGAAUGCCAAAUCGAAUGAAAUGGUUGUUAAGUUAUUGUCUGAAUUAAUUAUGAGAUCCAACUCUCACACCGUCCAGUGCAAAUUUGCCCAGGGCAUUGCAGCGUUGUAUGGUCUUUCUAAUCGAUAAGAUUAACAAUGGUUCUUGCAACUGAAUUUAAAUCUUCGAUAUACCACUUUUGAGAUCUCGAAAACAUUAUGUUUCCAAUCUUAUUGUUACCUAUAGUGAGAGGUUAGAAAUAUUUACGUAAUUAGACUAGAGUAAGAACUACUUUAAUAUUUUCAGUAUUAUGUGCGUUACCUGCAUUAACGAAAUAUCUAGUCAAGAUAGAUUUGUGUUCGCGACCUUGCUCUAACUUUCGGAGGAGGCGAUUCCUUUACGAUUUUGUACGGUAAAAAUUGAAAGUAGCAAGUAACCGCGUAGGUUAGGAGAAAUUACUUUUCGGAGUCUCGAUUUCAAUGCGUACGUUAUCUAAAAUUAACGCGUCCAGUUAAAAAAAAGACUUGCCUCUGAUGUUUCAUUCCGUUUUUUAUGGAAAGCGACUAUAGCCCUGAUUUUUUGAUAAGGGCGAUUCUUUGCUCGCCGUGCACGAUUUGUGAUUCACCGCGUGCAACCUGGAAUGUGCGACGUUCCAGUUAUCGUUACAAAGUGAUACGUACUAUUUCUCAUAAUUUUAUAUGUACAUAUACAUAUAUAUAUAAAUAUAUAUUCGUAAUUGAUUUUUUGAGCGAUGAAAAAAUGAAUCCAACGAGACUAAUGUAACGUGUUUUCGUGAAACCACGCAAUA